UAAGAAAUGGUUGAGGCGGAGACCUACCAGUGUUAGCUCAAGCCUUGCAAGGGGAAGAUCUUAGUGCAAGUGCAAGGCUUCCCGGAUACCUGAGUGUGUGUGAACGAGAAUGAGUACUGGAAAACCGCAGACCAUGAGUUGGCGGACGCGCACACCGAGGAGGCCGCCAAUGUCCCUGCGACGCCUCAGCCACCUCCGUCUGACCUCCCUCCUCUCUGGCGCCGUGGCUCACCCCUCUGCAGGUCCCGAGGCCAUAGCCACCGCGGGGUCCCUGCUGCGUGCCUGCCUGCCGCCCCGGGUCCUCACAGCCCUACUGAAGGACGUGACCUCCUCCCCGGGCCACGCCGCAGACCCCGGCCUUGCUGUCUCCCUCCUACGACUCAACAUUACCGCCGACGUGACAGACCUGGAGAUCAGAGGGCAGGAAGGGGAAGCCACUUACCUGCUGGAGCGGAAGUGUGAGGUGCUUAUGGAGGAGGUGCAGGCUAUGGAGGAGCUGCGCCUGGAGACUCUGCAGCUGGAGGGCGUGUCACUGAAGCCUGGUCUCCUCUCUUGUAUUCUCAAAAGGGCGCCAUGUCUUCGUUCUCUGCAAGUGUCUGGAGCCCUAGCCGAAGAAGCCCUUGGUCACCUGAAGAGCAAUACUUGUGGGCUUCACUCUCUGCAUCUUCACUCAUGUAGCGUGACCGAUGAGGAGGUGGUCAGUGCCCUCGUGCAGCCUCACAUGACCCUGAGUGACAUGGCUGAGGUCAUCUGGUCUGGUGAGGGCAUGGCGAAGUCUGGUCGAGUUCGGGCAUCAUCCCUGAGGCGGGUGACGAUCAUCUCUCCGUCUCUUUCUUUGGGCGGCGCCAUGGUGCUGCUGCGUACCCUCCCGCACCUCCAGGACCUCCACUACACCUGGCUGGUCCCUGUGUGUGAGUCCAUCCGGCUCCUACAGCAAUUAUGCCCCGCCGUGACCUCCUACGCCAUCUCCCACCUCGACCUGUCCCUGGUGUCCACUGACGUGCUGACGGGCCUGCCAACGCUGUGUCCAGGGCUCCGUAGUCUGCAGAUUGAAGGUUUUGACUCGAAUGUAGUUCACCUAGAUGCUCUGGCGGAGUUCACAAACCUCACGUCGCUAUCCCUGCGUCUGGUGCCCGAGCCUUUCAUCGUCUCGGCCGUGAGGGCGGUGGGACACAACCUCCUGAAGCUGAGGAUAGAGUACGAGGAGUGUGUCUUCAAGCUGUUCUCAUUUGCCGCCUUGAAGACCCUCCAGGAGUACUGCCGGGAGUUGCGAAGCCUCGAACUUGUGAACGUGUGCCUGGCAGGAGAACCUCAGCCCCGCCCACCAUCCAAGAGCAGGUCCAUUGCCUUCCCUGAGCUCACACGCCUCGUGGUGGCCGGGGCAGCGUCCUCCCCGGGGGUGCUGGCCGGCCUCAUGAGCGGCAACAGGUCACUUGAACACCUGUCCUUAGACGUGAACCAGGACGUCCUCACAGACCACGUGGUGCAGACUCUUCUCGCCCACAAUGACCUCCACCGCCUGACGUCCCUCCACCUUGGCGCUGGCAGCCUCUCACCCCCAACCCUCACUGACCUCCUGACCCUGCCGGCCCUCACCACCUUCACCAUGGACCUCAACAACUUCAGGCUCAUCCCAGAGGCCACCUUCAUCACCCUGCAGGAGGACCUCAGACGCGGCAACUGCUUAUGUCGCCUAGAGAGGUCAGCCGUGGAGUAGUGUACAUGUAGUAUACCUGUACCUUGAGAACUAGUGUGUGUGUGUAGUUAACUAGUCUCAUUACCUGUGGAGCACCUGCCUGGUUGUCGGAUAUCUUGUAAUUAGAUGUAAAUAGCUCUAUCACCUUCAUUAUCUCUCAUCACUAACUACUUCAUCACUCUUUGCACUGUGUAGUAUAUCAUUAUCUUGAGAGGCAGUGUGUGUGUAGCUAACUGGUGUCUUGUUGCUACUUGAGGGAAUUUUGUAAUUAGAUGUAAAUAGCCCUGUCACCUCCAUUACCUUUCAUCACUAAGUACUUCAUCACUUUUUGCACUGUGUAUUAUAUCAUCAGCACCCUCAGCUUCACAUAACAUCAUAGGCAGCAUGCAUGUAGUGUGAUCACAUGUAUUAAUUUCUCUUGUAAAAUAGACCUUCAUAUUUCCAUGCAUCGUUUCAUUCAGCCUGUUUUGUGUAGAUACAUGUCCUGGUGUAUGUUUUAAGUGUCCAAAGAAUGCUUACAAAGACAACCUUGAAUAUGAAU
This is a messenger RNA of Eriocheir sinensis (Chinese mitten crab), 2237 nucleotides long. RefSeq lists its product as uncharacterized. Bases 110 to 1717 code for a protein of 535 amino acids. NCBI's taxonomy places the organism in Eukaryota, Metazoa, Arthropoda, Malacostraca, Decapoda, Varunidae. The transcript has 3 exons. The record is from RefSeq and is a predicted model, not a curated record.